UGAUCUUGUGUAAAACUGUCAUUUUCAUUAUUCUUAAGGCUUUGUACAAGGUGGACAUUACCGCAAACAAUUUUGAGAAAAUCGUGGAAACGGAACUUAAUGAAAACGAAGAUACACCAACAUGCCUGACCUUCCAUCACGAGGACAAUAUUUUUGCCUGCAGUAUUAAUAGUUCAGUUGAAGGUAUAGAGGCCGGUGAAAACCAGAAUUGCCGGAUAUUUAGAUAUUCAAAUAAUGGAAUCGAAUUGAUAAAAGCGGUUCAGACCAUGACCAGUACAAACGCUGAUGAUUAUCAAAAAACUAUUGCUUUUAGUAAUGAUAAUAAACUUCUGGCAACUGGAGGAACUGACAGCAAGGCAAAUAAUUUUCAAUAA
Acaulospora morrowiae is the source of this 374-nucleotide messenger RNA. NCBI's taxonomy places the organism in Eukaryota, Fungi, Glomeromycota, Glomeromycetes, Diversisporales, Acaulosporaceae. The record is from the annotation of a GenBank genome assembly.